GCCCGCGGCUGCUUCAGGGGCGCCCGCCCACUGUAGGAGCCGCUGCCCGCGGACGCGAUCGCCCCCCCGGGCCUCCGGCGGCGGCGGAGGCGGAGGAUGGCGGCGGCGGCGGCCGCCCCGACCCAGCUGGAAGCCGAGCUCUACUACCUGAUCGCCCGCUUCCUGCAGUCCGGCCCCUGCAAGAAAUCCGCGCAGGUGCUGGUGGAGGAGCUGGAGGAGCACCAGCUGAUCCCGCGGCGCCUGGACUGGCAGGGCAGCGAGCACCGGCGCAGCUUCGAGGACCUGGUGGCAGUCAAUGCACACAUCCCUCCGGAUUAUCUUCUUAGAAUCUGUGAGAGACUUGGACCCCUUUUAGACAAGGAAAUCCCACAGAGUGUUCUUGGAGUGCAGACUUUACUAGGUGUGGGACGGCAGUCUUUGCUAAGGGCAGCAAAAGACUUCAGACAUACGCUAUGGAAGGGAUCUGCAUUUGCAGCUCUUCACAGAGGCAGGCCUCCCGAACUACCUGUCAAUUAUGGGAAGCCACCAAAUGUGGUAAAUAUAAUUUCUGCCAGGCAACUAACUGGAUAUGGACGCUUCAGCCAUUUGUUCCCAUCAUCCACCUAUCAAUACAUGAAGAUGCACAAGAGGAUUCUGGGGCACUUAUCAUCUGUAUAUUGUAUAGCAUUUGAUCGCAGUGGAAGACGUAUUUUCACAGGCUCAGAUGACUGUUUGGUGAAAAUCUGGGCUACGGAUGAUGGACGUCUGCUUUCAACAUUGCGAGGGCACUCAGCUGAAAUUUCUGACAUGGCUGUUAACUAUGAAAACACGCUGCUUGCUGCAGGCAGUUGUGAUAAGGUAGUCAGAGUAUGGUGUCUUCGAACCUGUGCACCUGUUGCCGUUCUGCAGGGCCAUUCAGCUUCCAUUACUUCCAUACAGUUUUCUCCAGCAAGAAAAGGAACAACACGAUACCUCACUUCUACUGGUGCUGAUGGAACAAUCUGUUUCUGGCAGUGGCAUGCUAGUACAAUGAAAUUUAAGGAUCGUCCUGUGAAAUUUGCUGAAAGAUCCAGACCUGGCGUUCAGAUAUCUUGUUCAUCUUUCAGUUCUGGUGGCAUGUUCAUUGCAACAGGUAGCACUGAUCAUGUGAUAAGAAUAUAUUAUUUGGGCUUGGAAUCUCCAGAGAAAAUUGCUGAGUUAGAGUCCCAUACGGACAAAGUGGUUGCAGUUCAGUUCUGUAACAAUGGUGACAGCUUGAGAUUUGUCAGUGGGAGCAGAGAUGGAACAGCAAGAGUAUGGCACUAUCAGCAGCAGGACUGGAAGAGUAUAGUCUUGGAUAUGGCUACUAAAAUGACAGGGAACAGCGUGGCAUCUGGGGAGGACAAGAUAACUAAGCUAAAGGUUACUAUGGUGGCUUGGGAUCGAUGCGAUAGCACUGUCAUUACAGCAGUCAACAACUUCCUUUUGAAAGUGUGGAACUCAUCCACAGGGCAGCUUCUUCAUAGUUUAUCGGGCCAUGAUGAUGAAGUUUUUGUCUUGGAAGCUCAUCCAUUUGACCAAAGGAUCAUACUUUCUGCAGGUCAUGAUGGGAAUGUUUUUGUUUGGGAUAUUGACAAAGGAACCAAAAUUCGCAAUUACUUUAACAUGAUUGAGGGCCAAGGCCAUGGUGCUGUUUUUGAUUGCAAAUUCUCACCAGAUGGACAGCAUUUUGCUUGCACAGAUUCACAUGGACAUCUGCUAUUAUUUGGUUUUGGAUGCAAUAAAUAUUAUGAAAAGAUUCCAGAUCAAAUGUUCUUCCAUACGGAUUAUCGACCACUGAUUCGUGAUGCAAAUAACUAUGUGCUAGAUGAACAGACUCAACAGGCUCCACAUCUCAUGCCUCCCCCAUUCUUGGUGGAUGUGGAUGGAAAUCCUCAUCCCACAAGAUAUCAACGUUUGGUGCCAGGACGGGAGAAUUGUAAGGAUGAGCAACUCAUUCCUCAGCUGGGAUAUGUGGCAAAUGGUGACGGGGAAGUAGUUGAACAGGUGAUUGGACAGCAAACCAAUGACCAGGAUGAAAGUAUUCUUGAUGGAAUGAUUAGAGAACUGCAGAGAGAACAAGAUCUGAGACUAAUUAAUGAAGGCGAAACUGUCCCAAAUCCUCCACUUAAUAGAUCCCACUCUGUUAAUGGUGCUCUCAGAAGUCCAAGUUUGGAUGUAGCAUCUCCACCAAAUGUUGGUCUCAGACGGAGUGGUCAGAUUGAGGGAGUCCGGCAAAUGCAUCAUAAUGCUCCUCGAAGUCAGAUGGCCACAGAGAGAGAUCUCAUGGCCUGGAGCAGAAGAGUGGUGGUGAAUGAGCUGCCUCCAGGGGUUAGCAGGGUUCAGGAAGAAUGCCGAGCUGCCAAAGGUGAAAUAGAAAUUGGUCUGUACAGUGUUGAAAAGAAGAGAAAGCCAUCUCACACCUCACAAAGGAAUGAUUAUCAGCCUGGCAGUGGACGAUCCCUGAGAAGAAACCAACGCAAACGCCAGCAUACCUACCAAACACGCUCCACCAUAGAACACAAUCAGCAAGGAGCAAGCCAGAAUGCACGUGUGCGGGAAGACUCAGAAAGCUCCUCUGAGGAAGAUGAGACAGUUGGUACAAGUGAUGCCUCCUUGGAUGAUCCCGUGGCUACAUGGCAAAGUGAAAGCAGUUCCAGUGAUUCAUCAAGUGAAUAUUCUGACUGGACAGCAGAUGCUGGAAUUAAUCUUCAGCCUCCAAAAAGACAAACCAGACAGGCAGCUCGGAAAAUUUGUAGCAGCUCUGAUGAUGAAAAUAUCAAGGAGUCUAAAGGAGUGGAAGAGAAAAGGAAGAAACCCAAACAGCCUAGAAAAAAGAAACCAAGUGGAUUACUCUCGAUGGAAGGUGAACCCAGUGAAGAGUGGCUUGCCCCCCAGUGGAUUUUGGAUACCAUACCCCGUCGUUCACCCUUCGUCCCACAGAUGGGAGAUGAGAUCAUAUACUUUAGGCAAGGCCAUGAAGCUUAUGUGCGGGCAGUAAGGAAGGCCAAAAUCUACAGUAUUAACAUGCAAAAGCAGCCAUGGAACAAAAUGGAACUCAGGGAACAAGAAUUUGUGAAGACUGUAGGAAUUAAAUAUGAAGUUGGGCCUCCAACGCUCUGCUGCUUGAAGCUUGCAUUUCUAGAUCCAAUCACAGGAAAAAUGACUGGAGAAUCUUUUUCCAUUAAGUACCAUGAUAUGCCAGAUGUUAUUGACUUCCUUGUGCUGCAUCAAUUUUACAAUGAAGCCAAAGAAAGGAACUGGCGGAUUGGGGAUAGGUUUCGCAGUAUAAUAGAUGAUGCUUGGUGGUUUGGAACUGUGGAGAGUCAGCAGCCUUUCCAGGCAGAAUAUCCUGAUAGUUCCUUCCAGUGCUACUGUGUUCACUGGGACAAUAAUGAAAGAGAGAGGAUGAGUCCUUGGGACAUGGAACCAAUUCCAGAAGGAACUGCUUAUCCAGAAGAGAUCGGUGCUGGAGUUCCUGUGACCCCAGAAGAACUAACAGCUCUGCUGUACAAACCCCAAGAAGGAGAAUGGGGAGCCCAUUCCAGAGAUGAAGAAUGUGAACGAGUUAUUCGGGGGAUUGGUCAACUGCUUUCCCUUGAAAUUGCUAACCCCUUUGCUGUUCCAGUGGAUCUUAGUGCCUAUCCCAUGUAUUGCACUGUAGUUGCUUAUCCAACUGACCUCAACACAAUCAGGAAGAGACUUGAAAACAGAUUUUAUAGGAGAAUCUCAGCGUUGAUGUGGGAGGUACGAUACAUUGAACACAAUGCUAGGACUUUCAAUGAGCCAGAUAGUCCUAUAGUUAAAGCAGCCAAAAUUGUAACAGAUGUCUUAUUACGCUUUAUUGGGGAUCAGAGUUGUACUGAUAUAUUGGAAAUAUAUAACAAAGUGAAAGCAGAAGACCUAAGCAGUACAGAUGAAGAGGAGGAGGUGGCAGAAGUAGAUGUAGAUUCAGAUGCUCCUGGAACCUCCUCUGGGAAAAGACGAGUAAGACGGCCAGUAAAAAGGCAACGUGUCAAAGCAAGCCCUGAUGCUUGGAAAGAGCAAUGCAAGCAGUUGUUAAGCUUAAUUUAUGAACGUGAAGACUCUGAGCCUUUUAGGCAGCCAGUUGAUCUCUUCUCCUAUCCCGACUACCGAGAUAUUGUAGACACUCCUAUGGACUUCAGCACUGUGAAAGAAACUUUGGAAGCUGGAAAUUAUACGAGUCCUCUGGAAUUUUACAAGGAUAUUCGCUUAAUAUUCUGCAAUUCAAAAGCUUACACUCCAAAUAAAAAGUCACGGAUCUACAGCAUGACACUUAGAUUAUCUGCCUUAUUUGAAAAUCACAUGAAGAACAUUAUUGCUGAAUACAAGUCUGCAAUGCAGCAUCAGAAGAGAAAACGGCCACGAUACCGAAAACGACUAAGAAGCAGUAGUAGUUCACCAUCUAGCAGCAGAGCAUCCAGCCCUAAAGGGAAGCAGAAACAAAUGAAGAUGCAGCCUAAAACCAACCAGAAUACCUCACUGCCUUUGACUAGGACUAGUUCAUCAGUUUCAUCUCAUGUUUCAGAUACUACAGAGGAACCUCUGGAUCCAGCUGUUGGUGAGAGAGAGGGCCAGCCCUCUUCCUCUGGCUCAAAUGCACAGAACCGAAGUGGAAACAAUGUUGAUCCAGGGAAAAACAGGCCUGUCAGGAGUAAAUCCACACCAGUUAAGCAAGAUCUUUCAUCUGAUGGACCACUUACAAAUGGUGAUGGCAGAGAGCCUCGGGUAGGAGUCAAGAGAAAAUUAAUAAGUGCAUCGGAAGAGGAUGAGCAUCUAGAGGAGGAGGAAGCAGACAAGAAGAGAGAAUUGAAAGAAAAAUCUGGUUUAUCUUCAUCAGGAAGUGGGGAGUCGGAAUCCAGUUCAAGUUCUGAAAGUAGAUGCGGCUCUGACUCUGACUCUGAAUCAACAUCUAGGACAGAUCAGGAUUAUAUUGAUGGAGACCACGACUAUAGCAAAGUUGUGCAAACUAAACCCAAAAGAAAAAUGAAGAGGAAAAUUGCCAAUGGGAAAAGAAAUUGGCAGGGCAGAGGAACAGGAAGGAGAGGCAGAUGGGGCAGAUGGGGUAGAUGGAGCAGAGGGGGAAGAGGUGGGAGAGGAGGAAGAGGCUGUGGCAGAGGAAGAGGAGGAGGCAGGGGAGGACGAAGAGGCCGAGGAGGUAGAGGAGCCUCCCGAGGAGCUGCCAGAGCCAAACGUGCACGAAUUGCCGAUGAUGAAUUUGAAAAUCUGUUUGGAGGACAGUUUGGUGAAAAUUUGUUUGGAGGGCGAUUCAGUAGACCACCCCGAAUUAAAACAAGGAACGAGGGCAGGAGAACUGUAUUAUAUAAUGACGAUUCUGACAAUGACAGUUUUGCGCACACCGAGGAUCCUCUGAACCUUGGUACUUCCAGGUCAGGUAGGGUGCGGAAAAUGACAGAAAAAGCCAGGGUCAGCCAUCUUAUGGGAUGGAAUUAUUGACAGAUGAAAACUUUGGAACAAUUUUAAAAGAACUUCAAUGGCCUUCUACUGCAGGGAUUUUAUCAGAACAUCUACCAAGCAAGUUGUGGGGGGACUCCACUCACUUAUCACAGUGGUGCUUUUCCAUUAUGUCAGUAUGCAUUUGUUUUAAGACUUCAGAUCGCCACACUUCAUUGGUCAAAAUAAGCCUUAUUCAUUAGGCCUUAAAUUACAGAAAUUGUUCCCCACACUACAACUCCAUUACAUUAAAGGAGCUUCCAGCUUCUCAAUAACAGCAUGGCAUUUUGAAUUAUGAUUAUGAAAUCUCUCCCUUGUUUUGUUUUUGUAUUAUAGAUAUAGCACCUUCUUACAGAGUUUUUAUAUGGUUUCUGCCAUAAAUCCUUAUACACAGUAAUAAUUAUAACUUUUGCACAAUACACCAAUCCUAAAGGCAGCUAUAAAAUGUUUACAGUUUCUAUAUUGUAAGAAGGAUCUGGAUUAUUUUAAACUUCCCAGGCCAAACUUUCAUGAAUUGUGCUGAACUGAAGUAUGCUUAUACUACAGUUAUAGGGGUCCUGAUCUGGUCUUUAUUGGUUCUUCAUUCAUGUAAAAAGUGAGAAAGGGUUGGUGCCUUGUAAAUAUGUAGCAAACCUUUGAUGUGGUGUGUCCUCAUGUGUGCAUUAACUUUAUUAAAAAGAGAAUACUUGAGAAGUAUCUAGACAAAAGGUGCCAAAUGCAAAAGUUACUUGCAUCUAUUUUCUUUUUGUCCUCUCAUAUUUUUAUAGCAUUAAUAGAGAUUGUGCAGCUAAGGGGUAACUUCAGCAUUUGAAAGGUUUCUCCUCUUCAAAGCAUUACGUGAUUUUUAAUAGUAGCUCAGCUACCUCUAUUCACAACUACUGGAAACCUUAAAGAAAAUAGAUGCUAUUAGGCAGUACUUAUUUGAAGAAGAGGUAAGAGGGAGUAUAGCAGGGAUGGAAUUGCUUACUAAUGUUGGAAGUAACCAGUUUUUCAUGAUACUGAAACAAACAUUAAUCAUUUUCAAAGUUUUCACAACUCUCAGAAGCUUGGAGUAGUUGGUCAUUUCAUCUGUGAAGAUAGCCCAACAGUCUCCCUCACAGUUUCUGCUACUGCUUAUUCAAUGCAAAUUUGUGUUUCAUUUCAGCCUGAUCUUUGACAGUUUUAAGACGCAUAAACUGAGCUAUGGUGUGUCUGCUGGUUGCUCUUAUUUUGUAUCGUUAGUGAUAAGUUUCCAUUCUUAUUGUUGAAGCGGAUUCUUGUAUCUCAAGCUUCCAGAAAAUAAUUCAUGUUUGCACUGUAUUCUUACCUUUCAUUAUACUGAAAAAUAAUAAUUUAAAGAUGGAGGUUGUUGUGGUAGAAAUAAUGUAGUAUCACAAUACAGUAUGAUGAUAUGAGGGACAUUUUAAGUUUAUAUGAUCACUUUAUAGUCUGGCUCCUUAGAGUCUGGUAGAAAGAUAUGUGGGGCUUUCUAUCUUCAUUCUAAAUUAUACUUAACUGGCCUCUGACUUGAGCGGCAUAGAGAUAUAGCCAAUGAAGAGAGAGGAAACUGGAAAAUGAAAAUAAAUUAUGGGUUAGAAUUUUGAAGUGAGGUUUCUUGACCCAAUGACUCUAAUUUGUUCUUCAGUGCACAGAGUCUGUCACUUGGUCAAGAAUUCUGGGAGCGGGAAGAUGAAGCCUAUAUACUCACACACCAAUGAAUUUUGUUUUAACCUUCUUUCUAUACUGUAAUAUACAUUAUCUGGUUCAUCUCUUUCCAAUAUUUCUAGUCGGUUGCAAGAUAACUCCAAAAAAAAUACUGAGGGGUCAGAACUCGGAUGAGAGAGAAUAUUUUAAAUAGUUCAUGGCAUUAAUCUAACCUUAUGGUACAGUUAAAAAUUCCUCAAACUUUUUUUCUUAAUUAAUUACUGUUCUGUAUAAACCAAAACCUAUUUCUGGUCAUGAUUUCAAAUUCUCCAGUUUAACAAAGAAAUGGAUACCUAAGCUCUCCAAGCUCUGUAAUGGGCUUUGGAGUGCAAAUGUCUGUCCAGUCUGCUCGUGUAUUUAGAAGAAAGCUUCUUUUCUAGAGCUAUUGCUCUUCCUACCUAUGGUGACCACGAAACAAAUGGAUACAUCAGUUCAUAAAAAUGAUCAUACACCUUUUACAUUAGUUCUGUUCAACUAAUAUAAAUGCUAUGAUUCCUAUUCUAAAGCCUGAAAUCUUGAAAUGCAGAAGAAAUGCUGUUUAUACAUUUCUGCCUGGCUGAAGCUCCACUUAUUAAUUUAUUGGGGGAGGGGGAGAGUUAAAAUAAUGGAUUCCUGAGAAAACAUGCUUUUCUAAGUAAAUGUAUUUUAGCAGCAAUUAGAUUAAAGUUAAAUAUGUUCUUAAAUGUAUCUUUUCUAUGUAAUGAAGUACUGUGAAGAUACCAGUAAAGCAGCACUUUGCUGUGGUGUAAGUAUUACUCUCCAUUUGUGUUACAUGAUUAAGAGCUAGACAGCAGGGUGUGCUAGAACAACAGAACUAUUGCUUAUUGUACAGAAUCUGCUGGGGUUUUUUGUGCAUGCAAAACCUUUUUAUAAGCAUGAAAGAAUUACUUGUUUUUAAAAAUGUUAUUUUACUUGGUUUUGUAUCUGCGUUCUUUUUCCACCUUAGACAUUGAUUUCUCAUAUAGCCUCAUUCUGUGGAUGCAUUAUAAUUUUGUCAUAAGUUGAACGCUUUAUCUCAACUGUUGAUGUUCAAUUAGAAGCUGCUUGAAGCUGCAUAAAACUUGAUUACAGCCUGCGAGGUGCAGCAGAAGCAGUGAUACAAGAAAAUCCUUGCACCAGUGGUUGCAAAAUAGAUUCUUCAGAUCCUGAUCCCAAACCUCUGUGCCCAGGUUGUGCCUCAUGAAGUCAUCAGGGUUCCAGGUUGGCACAGAGCUCUGCCUGAAUAAAGUUUACUGCAGGACAAGAAUCAGAGACUUUAUUCCAGCUUGUUUUAACAAAUAUCUUUUAUUUGAGCCUGCUCUUUAUCGCAUGUCUCUGAAGGUAUUUUGAUUAUAUAUUUAAGACUCCACAGUUAAUGAGAUCACUGAUCAAACUAUAGAUCCUCUGUCUAGAUGGAAUAAUUUUCAACUAGGAGUGCUUCAAAGCUUUCUCCAUAUGUGACAAUGAGCGUGUGCAGAAAUUUUAAAUAGUGCCAGUGGCCUGAGGGCAUCCUGUUCCCAACAUUAGGAAACCUGUCUGCAGUAGAACCACCAGUUUGCAAUCAUCUGUUAAGUCCCAUCACACCCUUCCUCUUUCACAACGAGGGGUGGGGGGGGACACUGAAAACUCGCACUGUCUCUUGAAUUCUUAAGUUUGUUUUGGCCUCAUCUCUCCUUCUGGUCCAGUGAUGAAUCUGUCACUAGCUCAUCAGUUCAGCCCAGAUUUUUCCUCUUGUGUUGUGUACAUCUGUUCUAUCCCCUUCUGUCGUGUGUGUCUGUUUCAUUCAACUUCUUUUCUUUUUCUGUCCCUUCGUUGUCGUCCCGUCCCAUCGUCCCGUCUCCCCCCCCGCCAGGAUCUUGCCUGACUUGCUGUUCUUACACAUCAGUCUCCCCUCAUUGUGUCAACGAGGAACAGCUGAAAGACUCAUGGUAUCCUGAUUCAUUUCAUUCCAUUGUUCUGCCUGGACCAUUAGGAAAGCAAUGGGUUCUUUCUCAGCCUUUUGUUUCCCUGAAAUAAAUCUCCCAUAAAAUCAAAUCAGACAUUCUUAUUUGCCACAUUUUUCUCUGAACUGCCCAAACAUGAAUUGAUUUUAAAAUGGUACAGCUCCUGUGCUUCCUUUUCAGUGUCUGAGCUGAUGAGAUUAACAUACAAUUUUACUUGUAUUUUGGAGUAUCAGUUACCACUUAGCAUCGUGGGCUAUAACCAGCAUCACACACAUAGGCUUAAGUUAUCUCCUUGUUCAGUUUGAGCUUUUUCAAUAUGAAAUAACAUCCUUUCUGGAACAAAAGCAUUCAGAUGUGUUGAACAUACCUGAAUAACAUUACUGGACCAUCAAUUUAAAAGGUGUUUUCUCCAUUGUUUGCAGUGUGUGUGUGUGUGUGUGUGUGUGUGUGUGUGUGCGCGUGCAUGUAUUUUUUGUAUACAUAUAUAUAUGUGUAUACAUGUAUAUAUGCUUUAAAAAGGGAGAACUUGGAUUUUCACAAGAACUUUCUGUUCUAAACAAUUCACACUCCUCUACUCAGGAUCUCGCUGCAUCCAUCAGUGACAGUAUACUGUUUAAAUGUCUAGGUCAUUUACAUCAGUAUGAAGAGGAUUCAUGGCUUUUUAUUACCUGAUGCCAUAUUUGCAGAGUGAGAGAUGUACUAAAGAUUCCCAGUGAAGUAUUCAUCUUCUGUCCCAAUGUCACAUCUUUCCUAGCAUCAUCCUUGUCACCACCUGUACUCUUAAUAAAACCACUUCAAAAUGCAGCAGUAUCCUGGAUGACUGUCUCUACUCAAUAGAUCUUCAGCCUUCAGGGCCAAAUCUCAUAAAGAUUUAGGUAAAACUGAAGCCAGUGGGACCUCUUGUGAGUUAAAUGAUACUAGUCUCUGUAGACAUGAGCCCUGAAAUAGCAACGGUCUUGCAAGGAAAAGGUGAAUUGUAUUAAAAGAAUUGUGUGAGGAAACUAGCUCAUCCCUUGGGGUAUUUAUAUCUGGCUCAAAUCUGCAGUAAGUUCCUCACUUUAAAACUUUCUCACUUCACAUAUUGAAAAGCAAACAAAAUUGAAAAGAACAUUGAAAAUUAUCUUAAAAUCUGAAAAGCAAGCCAUUUAGGAACAUUUAUUUGUAAGGAUUACCAUAUGUGUAAUACAUUAAGUACGAGUUUUAAAAAGGAAACCCACUUUCUGUGUCUGCUUUUCAGUUGCUUAAUUUUUUCCCCUCUUGCAUACUUUAGCAAUUAUUCUCCUUUAGAGUUAACGAAUUAGACCUAACUGCUUCUGCUGCACAUGUAUAUGAAGACUGUAGAGUUUAUACGGUACUGAAAAGAACUGACAUAGUGAGAUAUGGUAAAUAAAAUAUUCAAGUAAUUGAAACUUAAAGAAAAGCCAACUAAAAUGUAUGACAUUUGACAAAUGUGUCUUGGAGCUUAGCUACUGACCACUAAACAUGAGAAAUCUUGGUAAACACUUGAAAAUGCAGCUCCUAGGUGCCUGUAGAAUGCUUCUGACAUUCCAAAUCUUGCAGAAUUAAAACAAGGAAAUACAUUUAAAUAGCCAAGUUCUGAGGCUAAUUCAAGAAUAAUAAUUUAUCCUUAACCUGUGCAGGGGGUGACAGAUAGGGAAAACAAAAUAUUUGUAGGUUAAAGAUGUGUCUACCUUAACUUGGAGUGUCCUGUUAUCAUUGGUCUGUAUCUCAAAUUUAAUGGUUUUUAAAUGUAUUUUUGUGCGUUCUACAUUUCUUGAUUUUUUUUUUUUAAUUGUCAUGGAAAUUUUCUAUAAAAUGCAAAUCACUUACCUGAUAUACUGAAUGAGCAGUUAACAAUCUAAGGAUAAAUCUGUAUUUAGUAUUAUAGGGAGCUGUUGUGUUCUUACAAGUCUGUAUUAUAGAAAAUUACUGCGCAUGUGCGAUAGAUAAUUUUCAAAUAUUAGUAUAUCGGAUGUUUACACAUUUUUUAAAAAACUCCUUUAUGUACAGUCAGUAACAGCCUGCAAAAUCUAGUCUAAAGCAAGUGUUUUUUUAGUAAUAGAAACGCAAAGACCCGUUGGAAUCUUGUACAUGUUUAAUAUGUCAUGUUUCAACCCACAGCAAACAUAUACAACUGUGCUAUGAAUCCCUGAAAAAUUAGAUUUCCAGUGGAAUUGCUGUCACAGCCUUAACUAUAGUAUUAUAAAAAUGGUGCUUAAAUACAUUUAUGUGCAUGGAUGUGGGUACCUCAUAUCUGAUAAGAAUUUAAGUGAGAAUUUGAAGUGAAACUAAGCAUUUUGGGUGCUGAAAUUGCAAAUACAUUAAUGCUCCUGUUAAGAUUAUACAACCAUAUUUGUGAAUUUAUCAUAAAAUAUGUAAACUUACAGACAAAUAGUAACAAUUUCCUAGUUUGUUUUUUUUAAACUGGAAAAUAAUGCGUACUUUCUUGGUUCCUGUGUGCAUUAAACAUUUGCAAACAAAAGGUAGGGCAAGAUGAGAUUGCCUGGAAUGUUUUAAAGAAUGAGAGAGCCUGAUUGUUUGAAUGCAAGGAAAGUUGAUGUUUUUGUGUUGGUAUGGUGUGGCCAUUCAUUGUGGUUUUCCAGUUUUCUUUGAGAGACAAAAAAAAAAGCUUCUGUUUUUAAAAAUACUUCCUCAGUGAGUGGUGGUCAUCCAAUGUAUUCAUGUAUCUAAGGUUGGGGGAGGGGGAGGGUUCUUAUUUGUAUUUUCACUAGGAAUAUAUAAUCUAAGCUAUUCAUUUCUUUAUGUCAAAAUCAUUACAGCAGACUUUCAUUUAGAAAUAUCAGUUUUUACAGUUGAUGAGCUUGGAACAACAAAACUAGUGCUAUCUAGGCUCUCUUUUUCUGUGUUCUUGUCAGUUUCAAAUAGUCCAAAAAUGCACAAAACUGAUUUGAACGGAUACGUCUAGUUUCUGUAUUGAUUUUUCAGGUGAUAUUUAUGCCCAUAUCUUCACAUCUGCUAUCUCAGGUCCCUUUAAAUUAAUACUUCAGGGAUUUUUAAUGCCACUUGAUGGCAGACCAAAUGUAAUAUUUAUAUGCAAUGAGCUGUUAGUUUUUUGUAUUGUAAAAAUGUAAAUUUGUAAAGAUUUUUUUCUAGAGUUUUUUUGAAGUCACUUAUGUAAUUUAGGAUGUUUCAUUUUCCAGCUGUGGGAUUGUCUUAAUAAAAGAGAUAAACUCUU
Molecule: messenger RNA, 12273 nt
Organism: Alligator mississippiensis (American alligator)
Lineage: Eukaryota; Metazoa; Chordata; Crocodylia; Alligatoridae
Gene: BRWD3
Product: bromodomain and WD repeat domain containing 3
Exons: 40
Coding region: 97-5475 (1792 amino acids)
Biological process (GO): regulation of transcription by RNA polymerase II; regulation of cell shape; cytoskeleton organization
Cellular component (GO): nucleus
Molecular function (GO): protein binding
Source: RefSeq, a predicted model, not a curated record